This is a messenger RNA of Bactrocera dorsalis (oriental fruit fly), 1566 nucleotides long. Its product is annotated as cilia- and flagella-associated protein 53. Lineage: Eukaryota; Metazoa; Arthropoda; Insecta; Diptera; Tephritidae. The coding region runs from base 1 to 1566 and encodes 521 amino acids. The transcript has a single exon. The record is from RefSeq and is a predicted model, not a curated record.
AUGUACACUCGCGCAAGAAAUCUAUUCCUAGAUCCGAGGGUCGAAAACCAUUUGGCAGUGUGCGAUUUCUUUGAACGCUCAGACAAGAGGAGUCUGUGCACGCAGAUUAGGGACCUGGUGGCAACCGCACAAGAUGUGGCGGAGAAUGAAUUGAACCAAAGACGCAGGCGGCUACGUCGGCUGCUCGAAGAAGAAAACAAAAUCUACGAAAAAGAGUUCGCUGACAAAGUAAAAUCGCGCGUUGAUGAAGACAUCCACUUGCGCAAGGAAAGUUUAUUGCAAAUCAAAGAAGAGCGUAAACGUCAAGAGAAAGCGUUUUUAGACCAAAAAAACAUACAGCGACAAUUGGAGAGCUGUUUCGAAGUGCGUGACGCGCUGCGUUUUAAAGAAACUAUGCUGACGAAGGAGAUACAGUUGGAGCAAAUACUUGAGAAAGAGCGCGCUCAGCUGCGUGAGCGCCAACAAGAUGAUUAUUGGCGUAAAGUGGACGAGAUCAACGCACAGCGUUAUGACCAACGACAGGCAAAAGAGGAUCAAAUGAAACAGGAUAUGAGGUGCACGGUACGCUGCAAUUUGGAGCAACAAAUUGAAAUACAAAAGAUCGAGGCGGAACAGCAACGUGCCACUGAGCGCGAGCAGGCUAAAGCGAUGGCUAAAAUUGCGGAAGAGGUGCGCUUGGAAGAAUUUGAUCGUCAACACGCAAGCAUAUCUGAGAAAAUGCUGGCCUAUCGCGCAGACCUGCUCGCCACUAUCGCUGAAAAUAAGGCGAGACGUGAUGCUGAAGAGUGCGAGCGCAUAGAAGAGCAUCGUCAGCUGAUGCGUGAGAUCAAGCAGGAACAACAGGACCAUAGCGCCGCUAUGCUACAACGUAAGCGCGCUGUCUACAAAGCAACAAUGGAGUAUCUCGAUUACGUGCGUCGCAUGCGCCAGCUGGAGGAGGACACACAAAAUAUGCGUAAUGCAAAUAUUGACGCUUUGCGACAUGUGGACAUCUGCACCAAGAGUAAUAUAAAGAGAGAGUUGCAACGCAAGGCAGAGAUAGCGGCGCUUUGUUAUGCCGAGCUACGGCGCCAAAUAUGCGAGGAAUACGAACGGCGGUUGCGUGAUAAGCAAGAACAGCGCGCACCGAAAAUCAUUGAGAAUCACUUUGCGCACCCAGAAAAGACACGCGCCGAACUCAUGACCGAAAAGCUUAAGUUGCGCAAAGGCUUGGAUGAGCAGCUGCUUGAAAACGCGCGCGUACGCGCAGAAGAAGAGGUCAAGUACAAUGCGGAACUGAAGCAGGCCGCUGUUAACCUUGAUUUUUGCAAAGAAUUGGCGGACAAAUAUUUGGCCGCGGGUCUGGACUAUUUGCCACCGCAUGCCAACUGGUUGAUUUAUAUCUGUCCACAGCGGCAAUUCGCUGAUAAGCCGCUACAGCUAGGCGCCGCUGGUGAUAGCAAGGAUGACGCCAAAGACACAUGUCGCAAGCCAUGCGGUUGUCAAGCGCGCGCUGACUUAGAUUGCCCGCACAAUAAUUGGUUGGCGAGUAAGCGCGCGCCAGGCGCGGAACAGAAGCGGUUUUAG